AUGGCCAUGGCCGCCUCCAGAUCGCUCUGGGCCUCCCGCGCCGCCUCCUACCUCAAGAUCUCCGCCUUCCCCAGGGCCUUCUCCACCGUGCUGAAGGAUCUGAAGUAUGCUGAAACCCAUGAAUGGGUAAAGGUUGAUGGUGAUUCCGCAACCGUUGGGAUUACAGACCAUGCCCAGGACCAUUUGGGUGAUGUUGUAUAUGUGGAGCUGCCAGAAGUUGGCGCUUCUGUAUCUCAGGGAACAAACUUUGGUGCUGUUGAAAGUGUGAAGGCAACCAGUGACAUCAACUCGCCGGUGUCUGGAGAGGUCAUUGCAGUGAAUGACGAACUACUAGAGAAACCAGCAUUGGUCAAUGGAGAUCCAUAUGAGGGCGGCUGGAUCAUCAAGGUCAAGGUCAGCGAUGCAGGUGAGCUCAACUCACUGAUGGACGACAAGAAGUACUCAAAAUUCUGCGAGGAAGAGGACAGCAAGCAUUAA
Triticum turgidum subsp. durum (durum wheat) is the source of this 477-nucleotide messenger RNA. Lineage: Eukaryota; Viridiplantae; Streptophyta; Magnoliopsida; Poales; Poaceae. The record is from the annotation of a GenBank genome assembly.